Molecule: messenger RNA, 1957 nt
Organism: Hylaeus anthracinus
Lineage: Eukaryota; Metazoa; Arthropoda; Insecta; Hymenoptera; Colletidae
Gene: ArgRS-m
Product: probable arginine--tRNA ligase, mitochondrial
Exons: 5
Coding region: 93-1682 (529 amino acids)
Biological process (GO): arginyl-tRNA aminoacylation; mitochondrial translation
Cellular component (GO): mitochondrion
Molecular function (GO): arginine-tRNA ligase activity; ATP binding
Source: RefSeq, a predicted model, not a curated record
CGUCAUACAAGACUGAAUUUAAAAAACUUAAUUGUAACUUAUUGUUUAAUCUUAAUAAGAUAUUUAUUUCAAAGUAAUUUCAUUACUUUAAUAUGAGCAAUAGUUUAAGAUCUAUAAUAUUUAAAAAGGUUACGCAACCAUUACAAAAUGUAAACAAUGCAUAUAAAAGUAAAAUAAUGUCCGAGUUAAAAGUUAAUUUGAAUAACUCAAACAACAUGUAUUGCUUUACACUUCCUUUAAAAUCAGAACAUUAUAAUAUUUCAGAUGAAGUUCCAAAUAUUAUAAAGAAUGAUUUGGAGGAUACUUUUGAUAAUGUUAGAAUAGAAAAUAACACUAUAUUGUUCAAUAUAUUAAGAGAUAAGUAUGUAAAAACAAUUCUAGAAAGUAAUCAUUCUGGUUUAAUACCACCAUUACUCAUAGAUAAUAAUAAACAUGUUAUAGUAGAAUUUAGUUCACCAAACAUUGCUAAACCUUUUCAUUUUGGACACUUACGUUCUACAAUUAUAGGAAAUUGUAUUGCUAACAUAAAUGACUUCUUGCACAAUAAAGUUAAAAAAAUAAAUUACUUGGGAGAUUGGGGUACACAAUUUGGUUUGGUUCAAUUGGGAAUAGAAUUAGCAAAUAUUGAUGAUAUUCAAAUACAAAAAGAUCCUCUCAAGGCUUUAUUAAAAGCAUAUGUUACUGCUAAUGAAUUAGCUUCUUCUGAUCCAACGAUAAGCGAGCGUGCUAGAGAUAUAUUUACACAGUUGGAACUUGGUGAAAAUACUUAUUAUAAAAAAUGGCAAACGUUUAAACAUUACACUGUCCAGGAGUUGGAAAAAACUUAUAAAAGAAUCAAUGUUUCUUUUGAUGAGUAUCAUUGGGAGUCUAUGUAUAGUGCUAUAAAUAUAAAACACAUUAUUAGUUUGAUGGAGGAAUUACAAUUGUUAGAAUUGGAUCAUGAGGAUAGAAAGGUGAUACCUAUAACUGAAUCAAGAAAUAUUCCAAUUCUUAAGAGUGAUGGUUCAACCUUAUAUAUGACUAGAGAUAUUGCUGCUGCUAUUGACAGAUUUGAAAAAUAUAAAUUCGAUGCCAUGUACUAUGUGGUGGAUACUGCUCAAAACGAUCACUUUUUAAGUUUAAUAACAAUUUUAAAUAAAUUGAAACUACCUUGGGCAAAUAAAUUAAAACAUGUUAAGUUUGGUAGAGUUAUUGGAAUGAGUACAAGGAAAGGUACAUCAGUACUUUUAAAUGAUAUUUUAGAUGAAGCAAAGACAAUUAUGAGAAACAGACAAUUGAAUAAUACUACAACUAAAGUUGUUUUAGAUGAAUCUGAUAACACUUCUGAUAUUUUGGGCAUUUCUAGUGUUAUUAUUCAUGACUUAAAACGAAGAAGAACAAACGAUUAUAAAUUCAAUUGGGACUUAAUAUUAGAUAUGAAAGGCGAUUGCGGAGCAAAAUUGCAAUACACUCAUUGUCGUUUAACUAAUUUGGAAUACAACAGUGGUGCUACUUUAGUGGCAGAAUGCAAUCCAAGCCUUCUAAAGGAAACAGAAGUUGAUAAUUUAAUAAUAUUAAUCAGUAAAUUUGACGAAGUAAUUCUUAAAUCUUAUGAACAAUUAGAACCAUGUAUACUAACGGUAUACCUUUUUCAUUUAUGUUUUCUUACAGUCAUGCUGUCGACAAAGCAUUCAAAACAUUAAGGAUUAAAAAUCAACCACCAGAUUUAGGAAAUCAAAGACUAUUGCUGUUUCAUACGGCAAAAAUUAUUCUCGCAGAGGGUAUGAAAUUACUUGGUUUAACACCUUUGAAGAAAAUGUAAGAAAAUAUUCCAUUGGCCUUUCGAUUAAAAAAUGUAUAGUUUAAACAAAUAUUCUGUAGGAUUAAAUAUAUAGUUGACCUUAAUGAUAAAUUAUAAUAUUCCAUAUUUAUGUAAUGUUUAUUACUUUUUAGAAAUAAUAAAUCAUAAUUAUCGUAA